AUGAUUCCUUUAAGAUCGUAUAUUACUAAAUCAAAUAACGUUUCAUUAAAUAACAAUAAAGGAGCUGAUAUAAAAUCAAGAAACAUUCCAUUUCCAUUAGCACCGCAAAAAUCAAAAUCUAGAUAUGGGAACAAAUUUUCAGAUAUAAAGAUCUUUUUAUUUAACAUAUAUUAUCAUCUUCUUCAUAAUAAUCGAUUGUUUUUUUUGGCACAACAUAAUAAUCUUACAAUCAAAGAACAAGAAUCACUUCGUAAUGAAUUAGACAAAUUAAAGGUAGAAGUAAUGGCUGCACGUUCAACAAUUUUAUCGGCAGUCUUGGAGCAAUCUAUAAUUUAUUCAAAUAUGAGACCAUUAACUAUAGGACCAACAUACAUAAUAAGUUCGGAUGUCAGCGAUCAUGAAAACCCUAAUUUAAUUAAAGAUCUGCUAAAGAUUCUAAGCAAACAUAAUAAAAUUUUAUUACUUGGAGGUAAAUUGGAUAAUAAUUUAUUGAAUUUUGAAGAAAUAGAAAAAAUUUCUAAAUUGCCAAAUUUAAAAUAUUUACAUGGUGAAUUGAUUGGAUUAUUAAAUCAAUCAGGAACCAUAUUAUCUAAUAUAUUAGAAAGAAAUUCACAAUCUUUAAUUUUAACUUUAGAAAAUCAUAAAUCAAAUAUUUCUUCUUGA
Entrophospora candida is the source of this 663-nucleotide messenger RNA. Lineage: Eukaryota; Fungi; Glomeromycota; Glomeromycetes; Entrophosporales; Entrophosporaceae. The record is from the annotation of a GenBank genome assembly.